Colletotrichum phormii is the source of this 1551-nucleotide messenger RNA. RefSeq lists its product as uncharacterized. Bases 1 to 1551 code for a protein of 516 amino acids. The record is from RefSeq and is a predicted model, not a curated record. Lineage: Eukaryota; Fungi; Ascomycota; Sordariomycetes; Glomerellales; Glomerellaceae. The transcript has 3 exons.
AUGCCUGCUCCGGAAAACGGGGCUCAGAGCAGUGGACCAAGGCAAGCUCUACCUAAAGGCCUCGUUGCCACUCGUUUCAAUAAUUAUCCUGCCUCCAAUUCUUCUCGUCAUCCCCUAUCGCCUUCCUCGACGGUCACCUCCUCUUCUUUUGUCGAAUGCGAUCUGAUCGACCUCGGUACUGACAUUUGUUCGCCAUCAAGAGAGUUAUCCGAGAAAGAUGUCAACACCAGUACGCGCGACGGAGACGAAGCAGAUGCCAGCGAUGAGCUGCUACUACGCCGUGAGAUCAUGGAGUUGCGCCACAGGCUCAAGUCGACAACGGCUAGAGCUGAGAUUGCCGAGGAAAAGGUUGAGCGAGCAGAGCGGAGGAUAGGCGAGAUCAAGUCUACCGUGGCCUCGACUAUCACAGAGAUUGAGAAAGACACGGCGCCACUUGCUUCAAAACUCAACGAGCUCAACACAGAGAACUCGGCUUUGAAAGAACAACUCAGGGAUGCCCAGUCUCACAUCUUUAGCCUUCAACCUUACCGUAAGGAGCUGACUCCCGAGGAAGUCGGGCGCGAAUACGAUGAUCUCAUCGAGGGUAUCAGUGAUUGGGUUUCCAAGUUUAUGGAUCCGUAUCUGGAUGAUCACGAAAAGGGAGUUGAGGACCUUAUGAUGACUGCCCGCAGGAGACCCAGUGACGCUCUCAAGUUGAAACAGGUCAUACACCAGUGUCCCGACCUGGUUCACGGCGCUGUUUUCCCAGAAACAGACGAAGAUAUUGUCGUCGCAAUCAUCAUGAGGUUUAUCAACGACAAUAUUUUCCAAAAGAUUAUGUACGGCUCCAUCGCCAACUACGUCGAAGUACUCAGCUUCGUGGAGACAGCCCUCCAGAACCACGUUAAUCCCAAGCGAGAUCUCUUCGCGAUACGAACUUGGACGGCAGAAGCAUAUAACGCAAUCUUAAGCUCUCGAGACUUCAAGGGCUGCCGGGAGAAGAAGAUGCGCGAGCUUACAAUCGAGCUUGCCACCAUUUUCAAGAUAUUCAGUCGAAAAGACAAAAUGGAGGCAUUCUACAAGAGCUUUGAACAGAUUUGCAUCAAGCCAGCAAUGCAGCUAUAUGAGAAAAACCAGGUUUCCACCAACCAUUUCUAUUUCGAUAUCAACCCGUACAUAGUCUGGGGCGGGGACGACGAGAUGCAAACCUCGACAGACUUCCUCGACAGCUUGCAAGAUCUCGACUGCAAGAACAUACUCCAGAACCGCAAAGCUUUCAAUCUGGCAAAGAUUGACCCGCAGCCUACCAAAAAGGAGCUGUAUCACCACCUGCUCAACGUUUGUACUCUCACGCCAGCACUCUACAUGCGGCAGAUUGGGCGCAAGGAUGUCAUCAAAGAACCACAGCUCGUGCGACGUCAACAGAUGCUGGUGGCAUGGGGACCGCAAGAAAAGCGUGACAAGUUCCAGGAGAAUGGGGACCGUACGCUUUUGAGCCAUCUCUACUACGCCAAGGCCGAUCGAGAGAGGCAAGAAGCCGGUGGGUGGACGAACUUUCGUUGGGGUGGCUAG